AUGGUUUUCUACCCGUCUGCUUGGAUCCCUCCGCUUCCAGCGAUUCCCGAAAAUGUCCCAGUUUGCGAAUUUCUAUUCGACGAGCGAUACGGCCGAAGCGCAUAUUCUCACUCGCUCGAUGCGUAUACUUGUGCGUUGACCGGAAGGUCAAUCACGGCGAGUCAACAAAGGGAUGAUGUCUACAACCUGGCCCGUGGAUUAUCGAGCGUGACCGGUUGGAAAGUCAAUUCAGGAUCGGAGUAUGACAAGGUUGCGGCCAUAUUUGCCCACAAUGCUGUGGAAGUCAUGACGACUUCCUGGGCCGUUCACAGACUCAACGGCGUCUCGUCGCCAGCCAGUGCAGCUUUGAGUGCGAGUGAGUUGCGACACCAACUCCAAGCAUGUCGAGCAACAGUCCUUUUCACCGUGAUGCCACUGCUUCCUGUGGCCCUGGAAGCAAUCAGUGGUACCAAGGUCAGCAGAGACAAAGUCUUUCUUUGCGAGUCUCCACAGGAUUCACGAAUCCCCGAAGGCAUGAGAUCAGUUGCUACGCUGAUCAAGGAAGGGAUAAAGCAGCCACAACUGGACAGUAUCCGCUGGAAGAGCGGACAAGGAUCACGCCAGUGUGCGUAUUUGUGCUUCUCGAGUGGAACAUCUGGCUCUCCUAAGGGGGUCGUUAUUUCUCAUAGAAAUGUGAUUGCGAACAUCAUCCAGAUUGCGACAUACGAGAAACCCAGCCGCGACCCUUUGGGACCUGAAUUCCACGACAUAGCACUAGGAUUGCUCCCUCAGUCUCAUAUUUACAGCUUGAUUGUUAUAUGUCAUGCGUCGACAUAUAGAGGAGAUCAAGUUAUAAUCUUGCCCAAGUUCAGUCUGCCUAUCUAUCUUCAGACUAUCCAGAAAUACAAGAUCAAAACACUUUAUAUUGUCCCUCCCGUUAUCAUCGCUAUGCUUCAAAGCAAGCCGAUGCUGGAUGGAGUGGAUUUGUCGAGUGUGACCUCCAUCUACACAGGAGCCGCCCCUCUAGGUAGGGAGACGGCGGAGAAGAUCGCCGUGCAAUACCCCAUGUGGAAGAUUCGACAGGCAUACGGGUUAACUGAGAUUGCCACCUGUGCCUCGUCAACACCUCCAUCCGACGUAUGGCUUGGGUCUGCAGGCUGUCUACUACCCGGAUUCGAAGCCAAGGUCAUUGAUAUCAAUGGUAACGAGAUUACUAAACACAAUACUGCGGGAGAAUUGUUUCUCAAGUCUCCGAGUGUGGCUCUGGGGUAUCUGGCGAAUGAGUCAGCGACGAGAGAAACCUUUGUAGAACUACCCGAAGGGCGAUUCAUGCGCACUGGAGAUGAGGUAGAGAUACGAGUCUCACAGCAAGGCUUCGAGCACAUAUGGGUGGUAGAUCGAAUCAAAGAGCUUAUCAAGGUUAAGGGUCACCAAGUUGCGCCUGCUGAGCUUGAAGCCUUCCUGCUGACCCAUCCAGCCGUGGCUGAUGCUGCUGUCAUAUCGAUCCCUGAUGAGAGGGCGGGAGAGUUACCCAAAGCUUUUCUUGUUCUAUCCGCCUCAUGGAAAGCGAAGAAAGGAGACCAGAGUUUGAAACAAGACAUUGUAAACUAUGUGGCAAAAGAAAAAUCACGACACAAAUGGCUCGAUGGUGGUGUUGAGUUCAUCGAUGUGAUCCCCAGGAGUGUGGCAGGGAAGAUAUUGCGCCGAAAAUUGAAAGAUUUAGAUAACGAUGCAAGAAAGCAGAUUCGGGGGAGAAUGUGA
Molecule: messenger RNA, 1740 nt
Organism: Fonsecaea multimorphosa CBS 102226
Lineage: Eukaryota; Fungi; Ascomycota; Eurotiomycetes; Chaetothyriales; Herpotrichiellaceae
Exons: 4
Coding region: 1-1740 (579 amino acids)
Molecular function (GO): CoA-ligase activity
Source: RefSeq, a predicted model, not a curated record